Cydia splendana is the source of this 2798-nucleotide messenger RNA. RefSeq lists its product as uncharacterized. The coding region runs from base 16 to 2166 and encodes 716 amino acids. The record is from RefSeq and is a predicted model, not a curated record. Gene Ontology annotation, molecular function: chitin binding. Gene Ontology annotation, cellular component: extracellular region. The transcript is spliced from 5 exons. Lineage: Eukaryota; Metazoa; Arthropoda; Insecta; Lepidoptera; Tortricidae.
UGAUAAUUAGACACUAUGGGGACUUUAAUGAUUGUCUUAUGCGUAAUACCGUCUAUGGUUACAUCAAUUACUGUGUCAUCAAAUGGAAACAGUCCGGAAGUCAAAAUGUUUGGCGGAAUGAUGGUUGACAUGCAAAAAGGCUUUGUACCAAUGACGCCUCGCUCAGAAAUGACCCCAGCGGCAACCACUAAUUACGCUAAAAGUAGAAAAAUCAAUCAAAUUAAUUCUACAAAGCUUUCCAUAAACGAGAGGUACAGGAGAUUGAUACCUUACAUGACUUUCUACUAUGCUAAUGAUUUAGUCACACCUACCCCAGAAACAUACAAAAACGUUGAAGUCGAAAAAGCGCAGAUAAUUGAAGGCAAUACCGUUGGUCAAUUGCCGGAUCGUGAGCCUAAGAAAAUAGUUUAUUCAACCUAUAGAAACAUACCUAGAUACCAAGGCAACAGGCUCACCCAUUACAAUAUAGCGUCAGCAAAUCCGACUAAAAUUUACAAGGAAGUAACUUACAACCAGGCACCGAAAGUAUCAAAUUACAAUCCAUUUAUAUCUGAGCAUAGUCAUUUAGAAAAUCAGGACUAUGGAAGAUUAACUCAGAAACCCAACUUCAAACCUAUAAAUAUUCCUGUCGUAGCCACCACUCACAAGCCAUAUUUAAAUCUACAGCAAAAUGACGAUCCCGUUAACAUACAGUAUUAUUUUUCGGAAAAAGACCACGCGCCUAAGUACAAAUUAGUGCCUUACGACCAAACUCCUCCAGUAAAAGUAUUACCGCAAAAUGAUCAGGUUUAUGACGCUCCUAAAAGACCAAUAGCAGUGCCUGUGAUGGUAUCCAAGGAACCAGUUUAUAUAAAGCCUAGACCGAGACCGCAAUAUGUGUAUGAAGAUGAAGUCCAGCAGCAGAUCGCGAGGAAACAACCAUCGAUAGUCUCGGAGAAUUAUUACGAAAAGCGACCUAGCAUCGAUAUAUCAAAGCCCGAUAUCCUUGGCGGGUUUAAACCUAUUGUCAGUUACACUCAGACUACGCAAGCUCCAGCUUAUACGACUUUGCCUGAACAACCACUGCCCCAUUUUGAAAGUCAGAAACAGCAUCCAGUUCAAGUAAUUGAAACGACAUCCGUUCCUGAAGUUAACGAUUACAGGCCUAACUACUACGAAUAUAUAGUUGAACAACCCACUUACAAACCUGUACAUGUUAGCCCUGCUAUUCCAGCAAGCACAAUGACGAUAGGAGAUCUGUUGAACUCAUUGCAAUUGAAUAAAUCUAUUCCCAAACCUAUAACAAGAGAAAAUGUCGCAUCAUCAAUAAGGACGUUACUGCAAGUGCUUAACGCAUUAAAAGCGAUGCCACAGCAGAAUGAAGUAGAAGUGCCCGUAUUAAGUACACCGAAGCCAUUCGUUGCACCUGCGGCAAUUGAAGUGACAGUGAAACCAGUGAUAAAAGUUACUCCAGCUCCCGAGGCAAGUGUAGAGGACCUCCAUGAAGAGCAAUAUCUAGCGCCUGUUAACCAGCCCUCGCAACAUAUCGAUAGUGACGAUUAUCGGGGAGAGGUGACGAGUUCCCAGUCGUUCCCGCUACGACCGCAUUCGGACGACGAGGGCGGUACGCCAGGCCGGCCGGGAGUGGACUACCCCGUGCUAACCGUCAUCCCCGCCACCGCCUUCAACUGUAAGACGCAGCGCUACAAGGGCUUCUUCGCGGACCCGGAGACUCGCUGCCAGGUGUGGCAUUAUUGCGACCUGAACGGCGGGCAGGCGUCGUUCCUGUGCCCCAAUGGCACAAUCUUCUCUCAAGCCGCGCUCACGUGCGACUGGUGGUUCAACGUGCGCUGCGCGUCUACGACGCAGCUCUACGUGCUCAACGAGAGCCUCUACAAGUACAUCCUGCCGCACUCGCCCAAGUUCCCCGAGGACUACAGCGGGCCCCUAGUCGACAAAUACCUUACACUGAAGUUUAAAGAAAUGGAAGAGCAGUUCAAGAAAAACAAAAACAAGAGUACAGCAUCCGAGAAAAUCGAUUCCGACGAGAACGUGUCCACCGAGGAAUCGAGCGAGAAAAGUUCAGGCGAGAGCGAGGAGCAAACAGAUAAGAGUGAAGUUAGCGAGCCAAGCGUCAUCGUGGUCUCGCCGGGCAGCAGCGGCAAUGUACAGAGGCUAGAGGAAUAGUUAGUGCUAUAAAACAGUAACCGACUCACUAAAUUUUGCAGCAUUUUUAUCCAAGGUCCGCGGGAACAAUGACCUUGCGCCGAAUAUUAAUAGACGCGAUAGGGUAGGCUAGGCGUCAUAGACUGUGAUAGAGCUAGACUCAUCAGUUUUACUAAUAUCUAUACAUGUAUUGCGUAAAUAAUUUUAGCAUUGUAGUCAAAUAUGCUUGAAGGUCAAUAAUUAGACAUUAUGAUUUGCCAUUUGACUAAGUUAAUAUUUAUAUUUGAAUAAGUUUGCUGCGGGACAAUAAUUUAAGGAAUUAAACUUGCCAUAUUUUGCCAUGUUUAAUUCGGAUAUUCAGAGCUAAAUGUCACUAGGAUUUUGACUGCGUAUGUGUUGUGCGUGUAUGUGAAUGACGAGUUAUGUUAUGUGGUAAUUUUUGUAUUUAAUUGUAUUUUAUUUAGUUAAUGAUUAUAAUUAGCGCUCUAUAUUACACCUGCCCUUGUUAAUAAAAUAAGAAGAAAUCUUAAUAAUUGUGAUUAAGGUACCUGUCUACAUAAUAAUGCCGAGAGGGGCAGAGAACUCCUAAGCUAUUAUUUAGCGCUCCUAAGAUAUUUUACUUUAUAUUUUGUGCAAUAAAUUGUGUUAUAAAA